Lacerta agilis (Sand lizard) is the source of this 3412-nucleotide messenger RNA. RefSeq names its product solute carrier family 38 member 4 (gene SLC38A4). Bases 1 to 1647 code for a protein of 548 amino acids. Gene Ontology annotation, molecular function: amino acid transmembrane transporter activity. The transcript has 15 exons. The record is from RefSeq and is a predicted model, not a curated record. Gene Ontology annotation, biological process: amino acid transmembrane transport. NCBI's taxonomy places the organism in Eukaryota, Metazoa, Chordata, Lepidosauria, Squamata, Lacertidae.
AUGGAUCGCAUGGAACUGCGAAAAGUCAACACAGACCUUGAUGAGGAGAGCAACAGCGGCGACAGCACUGAAGACACCUAUACCGAUAUGGGAGAUCCAGAAAAGGCCACUAUUAGCAGUCACUUUGUUGGUGAUGAUGCCGAAAGUCAGAAGUUCCUUACCAAUGGUUUUCUGGGCAAAAAGAAAUUGGAAAAUUAUACGGAUGAAUAUAAUCCAGGAGAUAUUUCAUUUGGAAUGUCAUCAUUUAACCUGAGCAAUGCCAUCAUGGGCAGUGGAAUCUUGGGGUUGUCCUAUGCCAUGGCCAACACUGGAAUCAUCCUUUUUGUAAUCCUGCUGCUCAGUGUAGCCAUAAUGUCUCUCUAUUCGGUUCACCUGUUGCUGAAGACAUCCAAGGAAGGAGGUUCACUAAUAUACGAAAAAUUAGGCGAAAAGGCAUUUGGAUGGCCUGGGAAAAUUAGUGCUUUUGUUUCUCUUACGAUGCAGAACAUUGGAGCAAUGUCAAGCUACCUCUUCAUUAUUAAGUACGAACUUCCAGAAGUACUCAGAGCAUUUCUAGGGCUAGAAGAGAAUUCUGGGGAAUGGUAUCUAAACGGGAACUACCUUGUGAUAUUUGUGAGCAUUGGUGUGAUUCUUCCACUUUCACUUCUGAAGAAUUUAGGGUAUCUCGGUUAUACAAGUGGAUUUUCACUUACCUGCAUGGUAUUCUUCGUAAGUGUGGUCAUCUACAAGAAAUCCCAGAUACCGUGCCCUCUCCCAGUCUUGGGCAGUGGUGCUGGCAAUUGGUCCUACAACAGCACCACAGCUCCAUUGCAUGCCGUGAUGCUACCCAACGAUUCUGCCAAUUCCGAAGUAAACUUUAUGUUGGACAGCACCUACAAGCAGUAUUCCAGUUUUGAAGAAGCCAAAGAUAAGACUCAUCAGAGCGGAGUAGAAUAUGAAGCCCAUGGAGAGGAUGAUGAGAAGUGUACCCCCAAAUAUUUUGUGUUUAACUCACGGACUGCCUAUACAAUACCGAUCCUGGCCUUUGCGUUUGUGUGCCACCCUGAAGUGCUGCCCAUAUACAGUGAACUGAAAAACCGAUCACGAAAACGUAUGCAAAGCGUUGCCAAUGUCUCCAUCACCGGGAUGCUCGUCAUGUACCUCCUUGCUGCUCUGUUUGGCUACCUGACUUUCUAUGGCGAAGUGGAAGAUGAGCUGCUUCAUACCUACACCAAAGUGUACACUUUUGACACCCUGCUUUUGAUGGUUCGCCUUGCUGUACUUGUGGCUGUGACCCUGACUGUGCCCAUAGUCCUGUUCCCUAUUCGUACUUCGGUUACUGCACUCUUGUUUCCCGGAAGGCCUUUCAGCUGGAUAAGACACCUUGUGAUUGCUGCAGCAAUCCUCGCCUUCAAUAACGUCUUAGUUAUUUUUGUCCCUAGCAUUAGAGACAUCUUUGGAUUCAUAGGUGCCUCUGCUGCCACAAUGCUGAUCUUUAUUCUUCCUGCUGCUUUUUAUCUCCGGAUUGUCAAGAAAGAACCUUUCAGGUCCCCUCAGAAGAUCGGGGCUCUGGUUUUCCUGAUUGUUGGUGUCAUCUUUAUGAUUGGAAGCAUGACACUAAUUCUCCUGGACUGGAUUUACAACUCUCCAGGUUCCAAGCAGCAUUAAUCUGGAAGAAAAAAAUAGAAAAUAAUUGUUUCUUCUUUCGCGUUGGAAAUGGUUGAAUGCAAUCAUCCAAAACAAGAGGGGAAAAGACUUUUGACACAUAGAAGGGGACAUUGCUUCUAGUCAAUAACUGCAAAAUUCCAAAGACUUUUACUAGUAAUGCCACUAGGAGGAUCCUAUGGAAUAUUCAAGUGCCCUUUAAUAAGGGAUUGUUAUUUAUGCAUUAAUGCCUGUGCCAAACUUUUCUGGACCAGGAUAGAAUUAAAAAAAUGUGUAUAUAGUCCUUGAAACAGACUGUUACUGCUAUUGUUGUUUUGAUAACCACAGUUUCUAGAAUACGGAGACAAUGUAGUAGCUCAGAAGUUACCCUAGUGCCUUGUAAAAUUGUCUGUGGGUAUGGUUUAUUACAGAAUAUGUUGCACCCUAUUUCUAGAUAGAGGCUGGAAUAUUUGGGAGUUGUUCAAAAGCUAAGACCACCGACAGCUCAAAACUGAGUGUGUGUAUAUAUGUAUGUAUAGUGUGUAUGCAUGUACAUAGACACAGAAGGGAAGAGAAAAUAAAAGCAACAAUUGUGUUGAAUGGUUGUUCAUAAAGUUAACAAGUACGGUCAAGUUGUGAGCACCAACCCUUUGUAAGUAUUUUACUUAUCGAGCAAUAAAUUAUAUGGACAGGUGAUCACAGAAGUGCUCUGUGUUGAAGGUGCACAAGCAUGGUCAAUUCUUGGCCAUCAUAACUUUCAGCAAUCUCCUUUUCCUGUUAAAAAACAACAACAACUGGCUGCCGUUGCUUUUGGUGGGGCGUAACUGUCCCAUCUCUCUCAGCAAGUUGCAGUUACUGUCAAUUACAAUCAACAACAACUAGCCACACCAAUAUGAUUGUGUCUUGCCCUAGGGGGGCCUUCAAAGCUUCUCCAAUUGGCAGUGAUGCCGCCAUUAUGAGCAUUAUAUGAAGCCUCUAUACUCUUGUCAGGUAUUCCUGGUGGCCACUGAAGGAUGAGUGGAACCCUUAACAUGAUGACAACAAUCUCAUAGCAAGCACAUCUUAUCUUUGUCACUGUAGCACUUGUUAGAGGGAGGCUGGUUCUGGUAGGAUCCCUGUGGUGAGCAAAAUAUUAUGCCUCUGCUAGCCAGAAACCUGAUCCUGCAAUUAUAAUUCUGUUUUGAUUACCUUCUAAGACAAGCUGGAUCUCUGUUUGCAUUUUGUCUGGGAGGCAUGAACAGGAGAGGACUACCACACUUGGGUCCUGUUUGUGGCUUCCCAGAGGCAUCUAGUUGGCCUCUGUAUAAACAGAAUGCUAGACUAGAUGGGUUUUGGGUCUGAUCUACCAGAGCUCCUAUGAAGUUCUUAAGUCUUCCACUAUAACUCAGAUGGGUGUAAGGAGAUCGCAAGGAACGUGAAAAGCACACUUACCAGUAUUGUUAAAUGCAUUUUUGUUUGAUAAAUGGUCAGUGCAGGAAACAGUGAUCAUUGCUAUAUAUGUACUAUAUAAAUAUUUAUGUAUAUAAUCUUAUUCACUAUUGAAUGUUGCUGUACGAUACAAUGUUUUGAUUUUUAUAUAUCUUAUUUGUGUAGUUGUUUUCAUAGUCACAACCUUUAUACCAUUUUGAAAGCAGGGGAGGGAGGGUUUUUUUCCGGAGGGGCUCACUUUACAUCUCAGUGUUUGGAACUUAUCUAUGGAAGUCCAAAAGAUUACCCAAGUAGAAUAAGGCAGUCAGAUGUUACCAAAAUGGAUUAUUACAAUAAACUUCAAGAAUUCAGGGUUAUGGCC